AUGGUUGUUGCAAUAGCGCUGGUGCUGGUUGUUAUGGGUGGGGAUGGUGGCAGUGACGGUGGUGGUGGUGAAGGUAAAGAUGGUGUGGGUGCAUAUGGCGGUGCUAGUAAUGGUAUUAGGGGUGGUGAUCAAGGUGGAGGUAGGAAUGAUGUUGGUAGCGGUGGUGGUGGCGGUGGCGACAAUAGUAGUUGUGAUACUGGUGGUGAUGCUGGUUGUGGUGGUAGUGGUAGGGUCUUUAUUGGUGGUGGUGGUGGUUCCGGCGAUGGCAGUGGAGGAGUGGUACUGGUGACGGUGGAGGUAUGA
Molecule: messenger RNA, 303 nt
Organism: Papaver somniferum (opium poppy)
Lineage: Eukaryota; Viridiplantae; Streptophyta; Magnoliopsida; Ranunculales; Papaveraceae
Product: loricrin-like
Exons: 3
Coding region: 1-303 (100 amino acids)
Source: RefSeq, a predicted model, not a curated record